Phaethon lepturus (White-tailed tropicbird) is the source of this 456-nucleotide messenger RNA. RefSeq names its product trypsin I-P1-like. The record is from RefSeq and is a predicted model, not a curated record. Gene Ontology annotation, biological process: proteolysis. Lineage: Eukaryota; Metazoa; Chordata; Aves; Phaethontiformes; Phaethontidae. The transcript has 3 exons. Gene Ontology annotation, molecular function: serine-type endopeptidase activity. Bases 52 to 456 code for a protein of 134 amino acids.
AAAGUCAUCCGCCACUCUGGCUACAGCUCUGCAACACUUGACAAUGAUAUUAUGCUCAUCAAGCUUGUCCAACCAGCCCAGCUCAACCGAGCGGUCCAAACAGUUCCUCUGCCUACCAGCUGUGUGGCCACAGGCACCACAUGCCUAAUCUCUGGCUGGGGUAACACGCUUAGCAAUGCCAGUGAGUAUUCUUGCCUGAAGGCUCCUGUACUCUCCUCAAGCCAGUGCAGCAAAGCCUACCCUGGGAAAAUUACCAAGAACAUGAUAUGUGUAGGCUUCAUGGAGGGAGAGAAAGACUCCUGCCAGGGGGAUUCCGGUGGUCCAGUAGUCUGCAAUGGUCAGCUCCAAGGCAUUGUUUCCUGGGGUAUUGGAUGUGCGCAGAAAGGCUAUCCUGGGGUUUACACGAAGGUUUGCAAUUAUGUCUCCUGGAUCGAGGCAACUAUGUCUUCCAACUGA